UGAUUGUCAUGAUGCUGAAGAAAUGUGUAUAGUGUCGCCACUUGGAGUUUGCCGUCUAUCAAAAUGAUAACUGAGUAUAUGAAUAGAAGGCGUUAAUAUAUUAGUUUAUGGCCAAGGACAAAAUGAAACCUAAAUGUAUACGUAUGCAUGCAGGUACUAACAGUAAAGGUACCCAUGCCUGGUAUAUACACACGUACAGCAGGAACACUCUGCUGGAUCGAUAUAUCAAUAAUUUCGAUGUUGUAUCGACAAAUUGAUUUCUAUUGUACGAAUAUAUUGCAAGGAAGUCCAUUUGUCUAUCUAUCGAUUGAUGAAAGUAUUAUAGAAAGGCCCGGAAACGUAGGCGUUCAGGUUACUCGACACGGGAAUUGCAUGGUAAGCACGCAGCAGGUUAAUCAACAACGCUUUUGGUACUGGCUGUAUUAUGGCAUGUCCAAUAUUGCGCAGAUAACCUUAAAAAUGGCCAUCAAAGGAUUUUUAGAAUCAAUCUCGUAGACUCGGGUUCCGGCAUUACAUAUUCAAAUUUGUCAGUAUUUGUUAUUAGUGCUAAUGUUCAAAUAUAUAGGGGGGGGGGGAUCGGAAUUUACUAAGCGCGGUGCAUUAUGGUCACUGGUAUUUUUCCCAUCAUUACUCGGUUUCUCUCAAUCUUUCACGUAUGUUCGGUUUGCGGUCCGGUUUUUGUUGGCAUGAAAUGAUCGAUUCAUUUAAAAAUACUUAAAAUCAACACAAAGAGCCUUUCAAAUACAGUACGUAAAUAUCGGCUACCUAUCCAUGCAGGUUAUAUCCUAGAAGACGUCGGAACUUUGACAAGUUUGCGUUACAAUUUUUUGCAUUCUUAGAACUUUUUCACUUAUUUGAAACUUUAUCAUAAUUCUACUUUUUAUUCUCAUUUUUCGUUGAUUUGUACUAAACAUUUAAAUUUACGCCAAAUAAACUUCUAUAAACAUGAAUGCUGAUACAUGCCUCCCACGCAAUGAAUGAUAAAAUGGGCUUUUCUUUGUCUCUCCGAUGUCCUGUGGUGUCACUGUUUCCGCUGGAUAUAAAACGAAAGUAACUUGCAAUUUCAGGUCAACGAAUGGCCGAGUGCCCAGACAAUUCCAAAGAACAAGAAAGAUCAAAAGCAAGCGAUGACGAAGAAGAUGAUGUAGCAGCACAAUUUUCUCAGGUUGUCAAACCUGAUAACAACUGGAAUUUGCUACCGAAGACAGAUAGCCAGCCCAGAGUAGAUCAUCGAUGCUCUAAAAAAGAAGGCCGUACUAAUGAAUCUGAGAAGAGGAAUUUUAAGAGCGAAUACCGCUGUGGUAGGGAUGGACAAGAAAAUGAUAAAGAGGAGAGACAUCAUAGUGGCUCUCUUAAUGUUCAUCAUGAAGAAGGCGAUCUUGUGCACCCAGAUGAUACAAUUAGAUCCCUUGGGUCGCAUAAUUUGCGAUCAACACCACAGCAGUCAACGAAGGUUGAUUUCUAUCUCUUGAUCCCCGAGACAUACUCCGUUGCCAAUGUUUGCAUCCAUGCUGGUCGUCAUUGGGGAGAGUUAUUCGAAUGCGAGCAACCGAAUCUAUGGAAAUGUAGCUUAGACUUGCCUGGUGACCCAAUAAAGAAUCGUUUUAAAUAUAGUUACAGCCUUUAUAGAAAAAAGCAUACGUUUAAGAUACCUGGCAUUGGCAGAGUAGACCUAGGAAAUGUUUUACACUGUAAAGAGUCGGCUGAAAGGUGUGUAGGUUCACAAGUCCAGUAUGACGUCUUCCAUUUUCCCGAGGACAGAACCUACAUUAAUAAGACGAUUCCUUCAGCUGUAAUCUUCUACCUGAAGUGGUUACUGCCGCAUGUUAAUCAACUUAGUAUCUCUGGCAUCCUUGCUCAAAUUAAAACUCUGCAAUUUGGGUGGCUCAACAUGGAGCAUACAAAACAUUGUGCUACCUGGAUUGUACAAGAGACGUUGGGCAAUUCCGUAAGCGACACACAGCGGUUGUAUUUGUGUAUUGUCCUGGCUCAUCUUCAAAACAUCUCGUCUUUAUUUUCACGAAGUAAUAACCAGACGGCUGAGGUGUGCGACCGCUUUCUUCAAUGUUUGAAUGCCUGUGCUGAUUCCAACUACCUCUCAAAAACGGACUUACAACUUUUAAAAAAGGUUGCUGGUAUUUUGGUGGAGAAUAGCAGCAGUCCAGGCUGGCUUACUCUUGCAGCACAUUUUUAUCCAUAUCUUGGGAUCAAAUUUCUCCUCAGCGAAAGAUAUAACAGUGGUUUAAAUUACAUUUAUGAUGUUAUGGAAUACCAUAAAAUUGUCGACGCACUAUUUAAAUACACAAGGACACUAAACAAUAUUGAGCAGCCUGCCCACCAAAGAUUGCUACGCUGCGUGUUGAUGGACGCCCCAACUUUGAAUGAUGCCAUAACGCAAUUUGAAAGAUGCGAGCUCCGCCCAUUCUUCGCUGACGAACACGAAAAAGUUGACUUUUUCGUCAAAUUCUACGAAGAAAAUUCACGACAUCAAGGGACGCGAGAUGAAAGCAUAGGUGCAGAGCUAGUUCAUUUCUUUGAACUUCCGGACACAAUCCGUGAAAAGCUGCACACGCUUCUGUAUGACAUCCUGCUCAAAAUCUCAAUGUCAGUGGACCAGUUACAGAAGAAACACGAGAAAAUGUUUCUUGAAGCGAUGCGUACUCUUGGUAUGAAUGAAGUCCAUGUUGUACUCAAGAAGCUAUCGACGUCAAAAUCAGUUAACGGUCAAAGGCUAGUUCUUGAAAUUCUGAAUAAGAAGAAUUUUGAAGAAAAAUGGCUUCGCACACCACAAGCAAUCAAAGUUGAAAUUUGCAAAUCGUGGGUAAUUGCUCGAGUGAAAAACAAAGCAUCCGCAGAUAAUCUCAGUGGCGAAGAUAAGGUUGUUGCAGUUUACGAAGCAUUUCAUAUCAUAAUGCACUGUUCUCUUAAUAUCUCAAAUGAAUCUUUGGCGGAAGAAAUAUCUACAUCCGCUGUUGAAAUGGUACUAAAAAAUGAAGAUGCUAUUUGCGUUCUCAAAGCUUUUCCCAUCAUAGAAAAUUAUGUGGAUGUUGUUCAGAAUUGUUACAAAUCCCAUGUUGAGAUGGUACUGCAACAAGCGCCAAGUGUGAUAAGGAAAUCAACAGUGUUCCUAAAUGAAUGUUCCAGAAGCGAUAGGUACACAAUAAGAACUUUUUUCAGUUUUUCUUACUGUUUGUUAUUUCCUACGACCCAUCACGAACCAUUCGAUUCCUUAGGUUUCCUUCGAAGUGAUCUCGCGCUCAUUAGCCAAUCAGCGCUGGGCUAUCCAACUACAAAUCCAUUUCAGCAUUUAAUCGAUUAUAUCUUUUGUUAUUCUUUAUGA
Messenger RNA from Dendronephthya gigantea, 3340 nucleotides. RefSeq lists its product as uncharacterized. The coding region runs from base 1076 to 3340 and encodes 754 amino acids. The transcript is spliced from 3 exons. Lineage: Eukaryota; Metazoa; Cnidaria; Anthozoa; Malacalcyonacea; Nephtheidae. The record is from RefSeq and is a predicted model, not a curated record.